Messenger RNA from Phaeoacremonium minimum UCRPA7, 537 nucleotides. RefSeq names its product putative drap deaminase protein. NCBI's taxonomy places the organism in Eukaryota, Fungi, Ascomycota, Sordariomycetes, Togniniales, Togniniaceae. The transcript has a single exon. Bases 1 to 537 code for a protein of 178 amino acids. Gene Ontology annotation, molecular function: catalytic activity. The record is from RefSeq and is a predicted model, not a curated record.
AUGGAAUCCCAGUCCGGCCAUCCAACCUUCGCCGUGGACGACCACGAGGCCUUCAUGGACUACGCGCUGGAGCAGGCGCGCAAGUCCCCGCCGGCCUCCAACAAAUUCUGCGUUGGGGCAGCACUUGUCGACGCCGACAAGGGCGAGGUCCUGUCGACCGGAUACUCACUGGAGUAUCCGCGGGACUACAAGGGAGACCCUGGGACAACACAUGCUGAGCAGUGCUGCUUCAUCAAGAUAGCCGACAAACACAAUCUCCCGGAGGAGCGCAUCAGAGAAGUCCUGCCCGCCAAUACGGUGCUGUACACUACGAUGGAGCCGUGCAAUGAGCGAUUAAGCGGUAACAUGACCUGCGUGACUCGGAUCCUGCGACUCGAGGGCGCCAUCAAGAUCGUCUACGUGGGGAUAAAGGAGCCCGGGACGUUCAUCGCCAACAACGACGGACAGCAAAGGCUCGAAGCCAACGGUGUCAAGGUCGUGUUUCCGGUGGACCACUGGAAGGAAAAGAUAACGGAGGUCUCCAUGGCUGGCCACUGA